Molecule: messenger RNA, 4151 nt
Organism: Phyllostomus hastatus (greater spear-nosed bat)
Lineage: Eukaryota; Metazoa; Chordata; Mammalia; Chiroptera; Phyllostomidae
Gene: RASA1
Product: RAS p21 protein activator 1
Exons: 25
Coding region: 1-3126 (1041 amino acids)
Biological process (GO): regulation of GTPase activity
Molecular function (GO): protein binding
Source: RefSeq, a predicted model, not a curated record
AUGAUGGCGGCCGAGGCCGGCAGUGAGGAGGGCGGCCCGGUCACCGCCGGGGCAGCAGGAGGCGGUGCGGCCACGGGCUCAAGUCUCUAUCCGGCAGUGUGUCGGGUGAAGAUACCCGCGGCCCUGCCGGUGGCAGCUGCGUCCUAUACUGGCCUAUCGGAGGGCAGAGUGGCCGGGACUCUGGAUGGCGGAGCCGCUUUGGGGUCAGGAUUUCUAGGAGCCGGGUCUGUGGCGGGGGCACUGGGGGGAGCCGGACUGUCAGGGGGAGGUGCUGCUGCUGGCGGGGCCGGUGCUGCGGCCGCUGCGGGAUCUGGCGGGGAGAUGGCUUUCACCAAAGGGACCAACUCGUUACCUGCUGAGACCUUCGGGUCAGGAGGCGGAUUCCCUCCUCUGCCGCCACCUCCCCAACUGCCCUCUUUGGGCACGGGCCUGGGGACAGUGGACGAAGGUGAUUCUCUGGAUGGACCAGAAUACGAGGAAGAAGAGGUAGCCAUCCCGCUCACCGCUCCUCCAACAAACCAGUGGUAUCAUGGAAAACUUGAUAGAACUAUGGCAGAAGAACGCCUCAGACAGGCAGGCAAGUCUGGCAGUUACCUAAUAAGAGAGAGUGAUCGGAGGCCAGGGUCCUUUGUACUUUCAUUUCUUAGCCAGACAAAUGUUGUCAACCAUUUUAGGAUUAUUGCUAUGUGUGGAGAUUACUACAUUGGUGGAAGACGUUUUUCUUCACUGUCAGACCUAAUAGGUUAUUACAGUCAUGUUUCCUGUUUGCUGAAAGGAGAAAAAUUGCUUUAUCCAGUUGCACCACCAGAGCCAGUAGAAGACAGAAGGCGUGUGCGAGCCAUUCUGCCUUACACAAAAGUACCAGACACUGACGAAAUAAGUUUCUUAAAAGGAGAUAUGUUCAUUGUUCAUAACGAAUUAGAAGAUGGAUGGAUGUGGGUUACAAAUCUAAGAACAGAUGAACAAGGCCUUAUUGUUGAAGACCUUGUAGAAGAGGUGGGCCGGGAAGAAGAUCCACAUGAAGGCAAAAUAUGGUUCCAUGGGAAAAUUUCCAAACAAGAAGCUUAUAAUUUACUAAUGACAGUUGGCCAAGUCUGCAGUUUUCUUGUGAGGCCCUCAGAUAACACUCCUGGUGACUAUUCACUUUAUUUUCGGACCAGUGAAAAUAUUCAGCGUUUUAAAAUAUGUCCAACACCAAACAAUCAGUUUAUGAUGGGAGGCCGAUAUUAUAACAGCAUUGGGGACAUCAUAGAUCACUAUCGGAAGGAACAAAUUGUUGAAGGUUAUUAUCUUAAGGAACCUGUACCAAUGCAGGAACAAGAACAAGUACUCAAUGAUACAGUGGAUGGCAAGGAAAUAUAUAAUACAAUUCGUCGAAAACCAAAAGAUGCCUUUUAUAAAAAUAUUGUUAAAAAAGGUUACCUUCUAAAAAAGGGCAAAGGAAAACGGUGGAAAAAUUUAUAUUUUAUCCUAGAGGGCAGUGAUGCCCAACUUAUUUAUUUUGAGAGUGAAAAACGAGCUACAAAACCAAAAGGAUUAAUAGAUCUGAGUGUGUGUUCUGUCUAUGUUGUCCAUGAUAGUCUCUUUGGCAGGCCAAACUGUUUUCAGAUAGUAGUCCAGCACUUUAGUGAAGAACAUUACAUUUUUUACUUUGCAGGAGAAACUCCAGAACAAGCAGAGGAUUGGAUGAAAGGUCUUCAGGCAUUUUGCAAUUUACGGAAAAGUAGUCCAGGAACAUCUAAUAAACGCUUGCGUCAGGUCAGCAGUCUUGUUUUACAUAUUGAAGAAGCCCAUAAACUCCCUAUGAAACAUUUUACUAAUCCAUAUUGCAACAUCUACCUGAACAGUGUCCAGGUAGCAAAAACUCAUGCAAGGGAAGGGCAAAACCCUGUAUGGUCAGAAGAGUUUGUCUUUGAUGAUCUUCCUCCUGACAUCAACAGAUUUGAAAUAACUCUUAGUAAUAAAACAAAGAAAAGCAAAGAUCCUGAUAUCUUAUUUAUGCGCUGCCAGUUGAGCCGGUUACAGAAAGGGCACGCCACAGAUGAAUGGUUUUUGCUCAGCUCCCAUAUACCAUUAAAAGGUAUUGAACCAGGAUCCCUGCGUGUCCGAGCACGAUACUCUAUGGAAAAAAUCAUGCCAGAAGAAGAAUACAGUGAAUUUAAAGAGCUUAUACUGCAAAAGGAGCUUCAUGUAGUCUAUGCUUUAUCACAUGUGUGUGGACAGGACCGAACACUACUGGCCAGCAUCCUGCUGAGGAUUUUUCUUCAUGAGAAGCUUGAAUCAUUAUUGCUAUGUACACUAAAUGACAGAGAAAUAAGCAUGGAAGACGAAGCCACUACCUUAUUUCGAGCCACAACACUUGCAAGUACCUUGAUGGAGCAGUAUAUGAAAGCCACUGCUACACAAUUUGUUCAUCAUGCUUUGAAAGACUGCAUUUUAAAGAUAAUGGAAAGCAAGCAGUCUUGUGAGUUAAGUCCAUCAAAGUUAGAAAAAAAUGAAGAUGUGAACACUAAUUUAGCACACUUAUUGAACAUACUUUCAGAGCUUGUGGAGAAAAUAUUCAUGGCUUCAGAAAUACUUCCACCGACACUGAGAUAUAUUUAUGGAUGUUUACAGAAAUCUGUUCAGCGCAAGUGGCCUACAAAUAACACCAUGAGAACAAGAGUUGUUAGUGGUUUUGUUUUUCUUCGACUUAUCUGUCCUGCCAUCCUGAACCCACGGAUGUUUAAUAUCAUCUCAGAUUCUCCAUCUCCUAUUGCUGCAAGAACACUGACAUUAGUGGCUAAGUCUGUUCAGAACUUAGCAAAUCUUGUGGAAUUUGGAGCUAAGGAGCCCUAUAUGGAAGGUGUCAAUCCUUUCAUCAAAAGUAACAAACAUCGUAUGAUCAUGUUUUUAGAUGAACUCGGGAAUGUACCUGAACUUCCAGACACUACUGAACAUUCUAGAACUGACCUGUCCCGUGAUUUAGCAGCUUUGCAUGAGAUUUGUGUGGCCCAUUCAGAUGAACUGCGAACGCUCAGUAAUGAGCGUGGUGUACAGCAGCACGUACUGAAAAAGCUUCUGGCUAUAACAGAACUGCUUCAACAAAAACAAAACCAAUACACAAAAACCAAUGAUGUCAGGUAGCAGCCUUCACCCAAGUGUUCUGCAUGGAUUCAACAUGUCCAACAUGGUAAAUUCACAUCCGUGUGUCUCCUCUGCUCUUGCCAAAAAAUAGCACACCUUUCCACAUUCCAGUGAUGUGUGAGCUAUGCAAACAAAGCCCUAGAUUCUGCUGGUGACUAACUGAGCCAGCAGCUUUGUAAGCUAUCUGUGCAGGAUAUUUGCACUUUUUCCACAUAUGGAAUUAAUCUUUACCAACCUCUGAGCCUUGGUGUACAGAUCACCUUUCAUACAACAAAAUGACUAUCUUGAACUUUGAGAAUAUAUUUUCAAUACAUCCAAUUGCCAAAGUUUUGCUGUCUCUCGGAAAAAGAACUGAAAUCAACUGACAAGAAAAAACAUUCUGUCAACAAUUGAAUAUAACUGGAUUUGCAGACUGUUCUUACUGUAACUUCUUCCUGAUACAGAACAUGACCGUUUGACUGUUCAAUGACUUUUAUUUGUAUUUACAGUUUCCAGAGUUUGCCAUUAUAAUAGGAACAAUCUUUGCUGUAUACUUUUUAAAAAUAUUGUGCUAUUCUCUUGCUGGAACUGUUGAAAGAGAAUUCUAGAAUGGAUCUAUUGCUCAUCAGCUUUAUUUUUUAAACAUACCACUUAUUUGAACUGUCAAAGACUGUAUUUAGAUUUCAUAAUGCUUUUUGUUAAAUGUUUACAACAGUAAAUAAUUUCAAUUCAAUAAAUAUUAUUGGUUGUACUAAUGAUCGAUGCAUGUUACCCAUUCAACCAUUUUAUAGAUUACCAAUUUCUUUUGUGUUAAAAAAGAAAGAAAACCUAGAAUGCUUUUUGUUGAAAGUAUUCUUUUAUUCCAAGUUGAUUUUGGUUAUGCAGACCACCUCAUCAGUCAUGUUAACAGCUAUCCAUUUUUGAACUUCUGACUACUUAUUGUAUCUGCUGGGUAUUUAGUUUGUAUAGUUUUAUUUGCUUCUGUAUGUGUAUUUUUGUGAAGUAUUCACAAGGGUUAAGUUAAAAUAAAACCAAGGGAUACUAAA